CCAUGGCUGAAGAACUUAAAGAUCGUAGUUUGACGGAAACGCCUACUUGGGCUGUUGCAGUGGUCUGUUUUGUGUUGCUUGCUGUUUCGAUCUUCAUCGAACAUAUUAUUCAUCAUAUUGGAUCGUGGUUAGCAAGAAGAAACAAGCGAGCCCUUUAUGAAGCUCUGGAAAAGAUCAAAGCAGAGCUUAUGCUGUUGGGAUUCAUGUCCUUGCUGCUUACAGUAUUACAAACUCCCAUUUCAAAGAUAUGCAUUUCUAAGAGUGUUGGAUCCACUUGGUACCCUUGUGAUGUUGAUGAGAAAGAAUUUAAAAACACAUGCGGCACUGAAUCAGGAAAAGUCCCAUUUGUGUCUUACUAUGGGAUCCAUCAGCUCCAUAUAUUUAUCUUUGUGCUAGCUCUCUUUCAUGUGAUCUACUGCGUGGCCACCUUGGCUUUGGGAACAUACAAGAUGAGAAGAUGGAAGACUUGGGAGGAUGAAACUAGGACAGCUGAAUAUCAAUACUCUCAUGAUCCAGAGAGGUUUAGGUAUGCAAGGGAAACAUCCUUUGGGCGCAGGCAUUUGAAUUUCUGGAGCAGCUCUCCUGUUCUCCUAUGGAUUGUGUGCUUCUUUAGACAAUUCUACGGAUCGGUUCACAGAGAUGAUUAUCUUGCUUUAAGACAUGGAUUUAUCGUGGCACAUUUGCCACCCGAAAGCGAAAGAAAAUUUGACUUCCGGAAGUACAUCCACAGAUCACUUGAAGAGGACUUCAAAGCUGUAGUGGGCAUCAGCCCAGUAAUAUGGUUCUGUGCAAUAUUGUUCCUACUCACCAACACACAUGGGUGGUAUUCUUACUUUUGGCUUCCAUUCAUCCCCUUAAUUAUACUGCUCUUGGUGGGAACAAAGCUACAAGUGAUAAUAACUGAAUUGGGAUUGAGGAUUGCAGAGAGAGGUGUUGUGGUGAAGGGUACACCAAUAGUUGAGCCAGGCGACCACCUCUUUUGGUUCAAUCGCCCCAGCCUCAUGCUCUUUCUGAUCAACUUCGUUCUCUUUCUGAAUGCAUUUCAGCUGGCUUUCUUUGCAUGGAGCACGUAUGGGUUGAAAUCUUGCUAUCAUGACACUACUGAAGAUUAUGUCAUCAGAAUCACAAUGGGGGUCAUGACACAGGUACUGUGCAGUUAUGUGACACUCCCACUCUAUGCCUUAGUGACACAGAUGGGCACCACCAUGAGAUCGACUGUUUUUAAUGACAAAGUAGCCGUGGCUCUAAGAGACUGGCACGAUACGGCCAGAAAGCACACAAGACACGGGCACUCGGAUGGUGUGUCCCCACAGUCAAGUAGGCCAUCGACCCCAUCAAAUGGGAUGUCCCCAGUUCAUCUGUUGCAAAGCUACGACAACAACACUCCUGAUAUGUCUCCAGUGGCAUCAAACUACGACAACGAACGGUGGUAUGGAGAAGGAUCAGGGUCUCUAGGGAAGAAGGAUGAUGAUGAGCAAAGGCCAGAGAAUUUUGAAUCGAGAGAGCCGGGACGAGGGACUCAAGACUCAAGCUCAGCCCAAUUGGCCCUGGGACCCCUCCCCAUUCAAACUCAACAUGAGGUCAACAUCACUUCAUCAGAGUUCUCAUUUCGUAGGAGCCCAAGGAGCCCAAGGCCAUGACUUCGAUGAUGCGAAGGAUGAUUAAUUGAGGACAAAACUCCGCGUAUUGAUUUGGUAUUUUGUUUUUCGUUUCUGCAGUUUGUAUUUUGCAUGUACAUUUGUUACACUUGUAAUUCAAUUUAUGUUUCUUCAA
Messenger RNA from Vitis vinifera (wine grape), 1773 nucleotides. It is a transcript of the gene MLO6, whose product is annotated as MLO6 protein. Gene Ontology annotation, biological process: defense response. The record is from RefSeq and is marked provisional. NCBI's taxonomy places the organism in Eukaryota, Viridiplantae, Streptophyta, Magnoliopsida, Vitales, Vitaceae. Gene Ontology annotation, cellular component: membrane.